UAAUACUUUUAGUUAUAGCCUAAUGUUUUUUUCCUAAACUUUUAGGAUAUAAUUUUAUGUCAGCCAUUCUCAAUAUAAAACAACGUUACCAACAGCAUCUGUAUUACAACAACAUUUUAUUCUCACAUUAAUCAAGUCCAUCCAUCGUGUUACUCAUGGCUUCACCCUUGAAUAGUGCAUGUUCAGUGGGGCUGGGCGACACUAAUGGUUCGACCAGCGGUUUUUCUCUUCCCUGCAAUCAGAGCGUCUCUUCCCUGCAACUGGCCCCCUACUCCCCCGAAUCCACGGCGCUCUUCGCUACAGCCAUCACCCUCAUGGUGGUCUUCACAAUCGUGGGAAACAUCCUCGUCAUCAUUGCUGUCCUGACCAGCCAUGCACUCCGAGGACCACAGAACCUGUUUUUAGUUUCUCUAGCGGCUGCAGACAUUUUGGUGGCGACCCUCAUCAUCCCAUUCUCCCUAGCCAAUGAACUGCUGGGAUACUGGUACUUCAAGUCUCUGUGGUGUGAGAUCUACCUGGCGCUGGACGUUCUGUUCUGCACUUCCUCUAUAGUUCACCUGUGCGCCAUCUCAUUGGACCGUUACCUGUCCAUCAGCCGGGUUACCUACUCUCGCCAGCGCACACCCAUGCGUAUUAAAGCCUCCAUUGUGGUGGUGUGGCUCAUCUCGGCCAUAAUCUCCUUCCCUCCUCUUCUGUCGCUAAAUAAGAGCGAGCCCGGCGGAGAGGGGAGUGAGAGGGGUCCUCAGUGCCAACUGAACGACGAGCGCUGGUACAUCCUCUACUCCACCGUCGGCUCCUUCUUCGCCCCAUGUCUCAUCAUGAUCCUGGUCUACAUGAGGAUCUACCAGAUCGCCAAGCAGCGCACACAGAACCCGCCAGGCGAGCCCAGGAAAGACGGGGUGGGCUGUGCCACCCCAAGUCAAACCCCUCGGGGGAUCCAAGCCAACGGGAAGGAGGACAGAGGGGAAACCCCAGCUAUGCCCCACAAAACCACCAGCGUCAGACCCCCCACACUGGCUGUUACUCCAUCACCGUCCCCCGACCUUGCCAAUGAGACCCCCUCCCCUCACAUCCCCACCACCCAAAACCUCCUCCAUCCUCCGGUUCUAUCCCUAGCUCCAACUCCAACCACCACCUCCCCUCCUCCCUCCCACCUGGAUCCUUCACCCUCCGUGGUCUCACCGUCUCCCUCCCCCACCAUCCCCCCACCAUCCCCGGCCAAACCCAAACAUGGGGAGAAGAAGGUGAAGGGGAAGAAGGGAAAGAAGUAUAACAAUAAUAUGGACAGCUCAAACAGCUCUGACAGUGACAUGGAGAACGAGGAAGGAGGGAGGACUGGAGUCAACAAUCCUAGCAUGGCUGGUUCAGCCGGCAUCCAUUCUCCAGCCACCAUCCAGAAGUACAGGGACAUAAUCGCCACCUCUAAGGGGGCUCGGCUGGUGGCAGGGAGGAGGUCUAAGCCAGAGAGCACUCCGGGAGCAGCACGUCGUAAAGCCAUGGUGAACCGAGAGAAGCGCUUCACGUUCGUCCUGGCCGUGGUGAUCGGAGUGUUUGUUGUCUGUUGGUUCCCUUUCUUCUUCUCCUACUCGCUGCAGGCCAUCUGUCCUGAGACCUGCUCCCUCCCUGAUCCCCUCUUCAAGUUCUUCUUCUGGAUUGGCUACUGCAACUCCUGUCUGAACCCUGUCAUAUACACCAUCUUUAAUCAGGACUUCAGAAAGGCCUUCAAGAAAAUCCUCUGUAAGAACACCAAGGGCACCUUCUUCUAGACUGAAUGCUCUGUAAGGACAACAAUGGCAACCUUCCUUUAGUAAAGAGGCCUUAAAGAGAUGACCUGUAAGGUCAGUCCUUUCUUUUCAGUCCUCUCUAAACUCUUUGAGGUAUAAAAAACAGCACAAAUAUUCUGUAAACAUUCUGACUGAUUUUAGAUUCUAAUUGAUGAUGUUACGAAGGGCUGCCGAUUCUAUAACGCUGAAUCAGGACAGCUGUAGGAGAGCUCACCUUGCAACAGAAAGAAACUUUUAGGGCUCAUUGUUUUAGUCCCUUGGUACGUAGCUGCAGACAUCUAGCCGUUACCUGGAGAACUGUGACUGUCCAUUGCAAGGGCAAUGUCUGGGGAGAGCAUGUGAAAAACAUGUUACGUGAAUUCUACUCUGAGGGGGGCUUUAGAAUGAUACUGUGUAAGAAUCCAAGGGCAUGAUCCUGAUCCUUUAGUAAAAGGCAGGAGGUAUGUUCUGAUCUAUGAGCAUUACACAGUAUGUGUAGAGAGUGCGGAAAGGAAGAAGUCACUCGUCACAUAAAGGACAUGUUGCUUGGAAAAUGACAGUACAACGCUGCUCUCGUCAAAAUAUGACUGACUGACUCACAUUAAGGUUGUCUGGGAAAUCUGUUUGAUUAAAAAUGGAGAAACCUUUGGGUAUAGCAGUACACCACUGCUCACUGAGAACUCCUGAUCAAAACAACAGUCUUGAGCGCUGCCAUUCAAGGACUUUAAAGCGAUGAAGCAAACAAAUAUCCUUUUAUCAGCCGACUGAUAAACAAAAUAGAACAAUGCGAGGAGAUGAUAAGCCGGACCUGUUGGCCUGUUUAAGCACCACCAGAGGCACUUCUCUUUAUCAAAGGGCAGAACCACGAGGAACGCACAAGACCCUGGUCGCCUUUCCACUUACGCCUGCAUAGUUACUUUUAUCCUGCCUCAGGAAUAGCAUGUGUUCCUGUAGAGAUGUUAUCCAUAUGAGAGAGAAAGAGAGAGAGAGAGAGAGAGAGAGAGACAAGACAACAACAGGACUCUAACUGUUCAUGAGACAACUAAAUCCCUCUCAAACUCUGAUGCCCACCACUGCUCUCAUGUGGGGCGUAGGCUAUAUUUUGAAAGACUGUGUUUUAAGGUGCAUCUCAAUAGUCUAUUGUGGCUUCCUCUGCUUGUGUCUUUUCCUUCAUCUGCACUGAA
Messenger RNA from Oncorhynchus masou masou (cherry salmon), 2947 nucleotides. Its product is annotated as alpha-2B adrenergic receptor-like. Gene Ontology annotation, biological process: adenylate cyclase-activating adrenergic receptor signaling pathway; platelet activation; regulation of vasoconstriction. The record is from RefSeq and is a predicted model, not a curated record. Lineage: Eukaryota; Metazoa; Chordata; Actinopteri; Salmoniformes; Salmonidae. Gene Ontology annotation, molecular function: alpha2-adrenergic receptor activity; epinephrine binding. Gene Ontology annotation, cellular component: plasma membrane. Bases 156 to 1766 code for a protein of 536 amino acids. The transcript has a single exon.